AUGAUAUGGCUGAAGUUCGCUGGUGGGCUGCAAUUCUCGCAGAGGGACGUGGCUGGGAAGCAACUCUUGCUCGGGAUGGGAAACAGUACUAUCCGCCAUGGGAAUGUCACUUGGACGGCAGUCCAUUCAGGUUGCGCCAUUGCGCAAAAGUACCGUCCCCGGGCUGCGCCAUCGAGCCACCAUCUGCAGCAGAAGCUUUAUGGAUAUCUUUGCAACUUUGCCCGAUUCCAUGAUGCUUUUGAUCAAUUGAUUGGUGCGUUAGCUGCUGUUAUGACGCUCCCAUCGCAUAAUCGAUUUGGUGCUUCUAUCACCCUGCCUAAACCUAUCAAUAGGCCCAGCUCUCGCCGGAACACCGAGUUGGUAUAUGUCAGUCAAGUUCCAACCACUGCCGAGCUUCCUCAUUUCAUGGCCUUGUCAUGCACUUCAGAUCUCGUUGCGUCAUGUCUUAGGAGCUCUUUUUGGGAACCAGGCAUCCCAUGCAAUCUAGCCAGUCAGUGGCUAAAUCCAGCUAUGAAGGAAGUCUUCCCGUCUUUCAUCCAAUCAAAGAAUUUCCACACCCUAGUUCUUGCCAUGUCUCGUCGGAGACCGAACAUAGCGUCCCUAUGGCUAGGUUCUGCAAUUACGGGUCUUUUGCCACGAGUAUUUGAAGUGUCGCGAACAUUCCUACCAACCAUCUUUCUGGAGGCUGCUGUUUGGACUUCAUCUCCGCAAUCAUUUAUGGACCCUCAAUCCUACCGCCUAGUGGCAGUGAAGAAUAUUGAUGGGGUGGAUAUGAUUUCAAGGGAAGAUGAAUUCCGCCUCUUAUUUGUCACGGAUGAGGACUCGCAAGAGUACGGAAGCCCACCGCUUUCUCCGUACCCUCCGUUUGGCUUGGUGAAUGUCCGGAACUCAUCUCUUGGCUACAGCACUAUUCUCACAGGCACGCUGGCUGUCAUCUGUCUACUUCCAAAUUCAGUUCGAUCUUCCGCCAAUGGGUAUCUCUUAUUUACAUAUUCUUGGCUGAAAAAGAAGCUGUCAACACUUGCAAUCAUUGGGCCGAGCCUUGCACAACCCAGUGUUGAAGAAGGGUUUGACGAAAGUGUUUCCGAAAUUGCUACACGAAACUUGUUUUCUUGGACAUUUUUCGCCGAAGGUGUCAGGGCAGAAGAAAAGACACAUUGGAAACACGAAUGGCUGGAAUUUCUGACUGACAGGGAUGAUAAUGCCGUGUUAAGUGAAUCCAGCUCGUCAGAUCGAGAACACGGAGUGAAUGAUCGGAAUUUCGACUAUGUCCGAAAAUGGCAGAAUGAAGUCCCUGUUGAAUUUGAAUGA
This is a messenger RNA of Penicillium mononematosum, 1311 nucleotides long. RefSeq lists its product as uncharacterized. The coding region runs from base 1 to 1311 and encodes 436 amino acids. The transcript is spliced from 2 exons. Lineage: Eukaryota; Fungi; Ascomycota; Eurotiomycetes; Eurotiales; Aspergillaceae. The record is from RefSeq and is a predicted model, not a curated record.